Messenger RNA from Xenopus laevis (African clawed frog), 1630 nucleotides. It is a transcript of the gene fam167a.L, whose product is annotated as family with sequence similarity 167 member A L homeolog. NCBI's taxonomy places the organism in Eukaryota, Metazoa, Chordata, Amphibia, Anura, Pipidae. Bases 486 to 1115 code for a protein of 209 amino acids. The record is from RefSeq and is a predicted model, not a curated record. The transcript is spliced from 3 exons.
UGCCCAUAGCAGAGGCUGAAUGAAUAGGGGAGAUGGGGAGAAAAAAGGAGACGCUGGGAUGGAAUUGCUCUGCUGUUUCCUGGCAACUCUCUUGACGCAACAACAAAAAGUCAUUACAUAAAAGAGGGAGGAAAGCAAAUUCUGGGAAGAGACAGAGAAUCCCGAGGCACAGGGAGAGAAUUCAGAUCCGGCCACUCACAAUAACCUGGAGCCUGGGAGGGACCUGCAGCAUCUUCUGAAUAGAAAACCUACAGGAGGGAGAAGAGGCUGAAGCUCCUGGAUGUGCCCCGUGUAAUGACAACCCUGAUGCCUGACUGCCCGGCACACUAGAUAUGCCAGCUCUGCAAUCAAACGGAUGAGUCAACGCAAGUCAAUGCAAGGUUAACAGGCGUCCUUUUCAUGAUAAGGGGAGGAACGAGGGGUGCAAAAUGCACUAAAGAGCUUGUACUUUAACACUUGGUGGUGCCCAGCUCCAAACCAGCAACAUGUCCUUACCAAAAAUCCAAAUUGAUGAUGUUGACAAUGAAACUGAUACCAAUUCAGUGCCUCCUCAUGAUGACCAUCUUAGAAGCCUGAAGGCUCUCACAGAAAAACUGAGAUUGGAGACUAGGAGACCUUCUUAUCUAGAAUGGAGAGCAAAGGUUGAAGACCAAACAUGGAAAAGCCCAAAGCCCCCACCAGAAGAGCCAGAGGUGAACCAGCAGCCAACAGAUGGAGAGGAACCGUCAUCUCAGAACAUGGAACAAGUCAAGCUUGAGUCAAGUGUUCCAAAGGAGACUGAUAUUGGUUCCAGGAAAAUAAAUGGGUUUGAUAAUAUCGAUGAAGCUCUGAACUGGCUACGGAAGGAACUGACAGAGAUGCGACUACAGGACCAGCAACUGGCGAGGCAACUCAUGCGACUGCGCAGCGACAUCAACAAGCUGAAGAUCGAGCAGACGUGUCACCUGCACCGGCGCAUGCUGAACGACGCAACCUUCGAACUGGAGGAGAGGGACGAGCUGUCGGACCUGCUGUGCGAUUUCCCCCUCAUUUCUCCUUUCAGCCUCUCUGCUCCCCUUAAACUUAUUGGGGUCACCAAAAUGAACAUCAACUCGAGGAGGUUCUCCCUCUGUUAGACCCUACCCAGAGGCUUCACCUGCGUCAAAGAGCACAAAAUCGCAACAAUUUCCUAAAUGGACCUUUAUUAUGAUAUAGACCGUUUUUGUUGCCUUAUUUCAUAACUAGUUAUAGAAGCGACUCAGAUGCUGGUACCAUGUUAUGUCAUAGAACUGAGCCCAAGUAGUAGUCAGGACAUGUUACACCUGUAGUAGGGACACUGCACAGACAACUUAUUAUUAGGAAGAGAGCAGGUUACAGACAUGGGCACAGCAACGGGGACCAGUAGGGCCCCCCCACCUACUAAACCUAAUGGUAUGGCUCGUGCUUUAUAAGGAACGAUUAGAGCCAUGAAUUCAGCUAUAGAAAAGCUUUCAUACCUUGUGUUGCAGGUAGAGUCUGUGAUUGGCUGAUAUGUGGCUGUUGUAAUGCUCUGAUUGGCUGCUUCCGUUCUCCUUUGCCUACUGGUUCUUUCUAGCCUUGUCCACUUCACUAUUCUGCACUGACCAAUAAAAAGCAAUGAGAAUAGGUCGAA